Haplochromis burtoni (Burton's mouthbrooder) is the source of this 4440-nucleotide messenger RNA. RefSeq names its product par-6 family cell polarity regulator gamma b (gene pard6gb). Gene Ontology annotation, molecular function: protein kinase C binding. Gene Ontology annotation, cellular component: apical plasma membrane; cell cortex; nucleus. Gene Ontology annotation, biological process: establishment or maintenance of cell polarity; centrosome cycle; regulation of cellular localization. Lineage: Eukaryota; Metazoa; Chordata; Actinopteri; Cichliformes; Cichlidae. The coding region runs from base 300 to 1658 and encodes 452 amino acids. The transcript is spliced from 3 exons. The record is from RefSeq and is a predicted model, not a curated record.
AUCCCGUUUUUUUUAAAGAGGGCUGAUGUCAUUUUCAAAACUUAACUCACACUCCUCAAGUCAACGCGGCGAGUCGCACACCUCCUGCUCUGUCGUGAAGUCCUCCCUCAUGUCUGUCGGAGCGCACUGAGAAAAGAAAAAAGAAGUCGGGGAGGUGAAAGAAACACGAAGUUCUGUGGAAGAAGCGAACAGGGAGAAUUUUUUAGAGCAGAAAGCCCGGGACCAGAGCCCCUCUCUCUGUGGGCAAAGGCGGCUGAACUUUUUUUUUCUCUUUUUUUUUCCUUCAAACGGGAAAAAAAAUGAAUCGGAGCUUUAAUAAGUCGCAACCUCUGCGAAAUCCUAACUGCAACGCUGUGGAAGUGAAAAGCAAGUAUGGGGCAGAGUUUCGCCGGUUCUCGGUGGAUCGGGUCAAGCCCGGCAAGUUUGAGGAGUUCUACAAACUCAUCCUGCAUAUCCACCGCAUCGCCAACAUGGAAGUGAUGAUUGGUUACGCCGAUGUUCACGGCGACCUGCUCCCGAUCAACAACGACGACAACUUCGUCAAGGCGGUGUCAACCGCUCACCCGCUCCUCAGGAUCUUCAUACAGAGACAAGAAGAGAUAGACUAUACCAACUUUGCCUCCAACACCAUAACACGUAAGAAGAAGCCUGUGGUCGCGCUGCGCAACGACGUCAACCGCAAGCGUCCUCACAUCCGCAUCGGCAUGCCACAGGACUUCCGACCCGUUUCCUCAAUCAUUGAUGUGGACAUCUUGCCUGAAUCUCACCGCCGUGUCCGCCUGUAUCGCCACGGUUCAGACAAACCUUUGGGCUUUUACAUUCGAGAUGGAGUCAGCGUGCGCGUGACUUCUCACGGACUGGAGAAAGUACCUGGCAUCUUCAUAUCUCGGCUGGUGCCUGGAGGUUUGGCGGAGAGCACCGGGCUGCUGGCGGUUAAUGACGAGGUGCUGGAAGUGAACGGCAUUGAAGUGACGGGGAAAUCCUUGGAUCAGGUAACAGAUAUGAUGAUCGCCAACAGCCACAACCUGAUUGUUACCGUCAAACCGGUGAAUCAGCGCAACAACGUUGUCCGCAGCAGCAGGAUCUCCGGCAGCUCGGGCCAGUCGUCCGAUAGCAACGGCUCAACCGGUCACAUGUAUGUAAACAUAGGGGGGAUGCCACCUUCUGGGGCGCAUGGUUAUCAGGAUGACCUGGAGAGUGACGAGGAUAAUGACGUCGUCAUAGAGAAAAACAUCAAGAGGCCAUCUCAGAGGUCCAAUGCUUCGCUGGCAUCCAGUGCGUCCCGCACACAACACCAGAAUCCGACCACCACCUCAGGCUCGGCGGCACCUCCGAGCCCUCCCACACGACCACUGUCGGUGGUCUCCACUGCUUCGUUCCACUCCCAGCAGAGUCUAAACGGAGGGUCCCACCACCACCAACACAGCAGCCUUAGCUACCAGUUCCACAAAGACCUUAACCUUCAGCACAACCCACACCAGCAGUCCCUUCACAGCCAUCAACCCCACGCGCAGCUUCAUCAUACCAGCAACCCAGCCCUCCGCCACAGCAACGGCAGCCUGCACAAAAUCCUCAGCUCACUGAAAACUGACCCACGAAACAGUCUCGCACUUCCCAGAGGAGGGGUGGAGGAGGACGGCACUGUCAUUACCCUAUAAUACUUACAAACACAGACACACAAACAUCCCGACUGCUCAGAGACUAAACUGGAACAGCUAAAUAAUGAGCAUGUGCGUGUUUUGUCAGAUACUAACUGUAACUUCUGUCUGGUUUUACAAAACCUUUGAUGUUAGGAAGUUGCAAACAGGAAAGAGCAUUGUGUACAUAUUUCUUGUGUUUGUUUUUUUUAAAGUCAUCUUUAUCAUACAUGAGAAAAUGUGUAUGUUUUGUAAUAAGCAUCAGAACAAAUAACUGUUUUUAGGCGAGUCCACUAUCGUAGUUCUGAAUGUACCUACAGCCUCGUGUCUUUACUUAGUGACCACUUUUUAUUAAGACCCUUUUCAUUCUUCUUACUGGGACCAACUGGGGUUUGUUUAUGUGGAUGUUUUAAAGAGUAAAUCUAUAUUUCUUAUAUUCUGAUGAAUGCUGUGUAGAGUGUUUUUGUUUUUUUUAAUAGGUCUUUUAUGCUUUAUGAUCAAAUCCGUGUAUCUGUUUCAAUAAAUUAUUCUGUCUCACAAUUAUGCAAACUAUAAAUGUGAUGUUUGCUCCACUACUUAUGCACUUAAUGGCUUCUAAAUUGAGACAAUCAUUUCUGCAUUUAUGUAAUUACAUCUUUUUAGCUUGUUAGAGCUUUCGAACUACAACUGGUCACUUCAUUAGCACACCUUAUUGUUGUUUUAACUCCUUAUUCAUGGCACUGAUUCACAGAGGUGCUCAUUCCUCUGAUAUUUUGGUCAAUAUUGACCCGAUAGCAUCACAUCAUAGCUACAGAUUUCUCGACUAAUGUCAUUAUCCCAUUCCACCACAUUCUUAAGAAUUGAGAGCUGAUGACAAUAGAGGCCAUUUGAGUACAGUGAACUCACUGUCAUGGUCAAGAAACCAGUUUGAGGUUUGAUUUGAAUUCUGACAUGGUGUGUUAUCCUGCAGGAAGCAGCCGUGGGUACAGUGUGGUCAUAAAGGGAUGGAGAUGGUUGGCAACAACACUCAGGCUGUGUGUCGCUCUGCACUAAAGACCUCAGAGCAUGCCAGGAAAAUAUACCCCACACAGCUACAUCACCAGCUUGAGCAUCUCUGAAAACAACAUCAUCUACACACCGUGGUUCUAACAAGUGAUUUGUUACUACAACUUAGAGCAGUGUGACCAUUCUCCUCUGACCUCUGACAACAACUCAUUUUCACCCAGAGAACUGACACUCACUGGAUUGUUUUAUUUAUUUUUGGGGGGUGUUUUCUCUGUAAACUCUAGAGAUGGCUGUCUGGGGAAAAUCCCAACAUAUCAGCAGUUUCUGGAAUACUUAGACCAGCCCAUCUAAGUAUUUCAGCUAUGCCACUUAAAAGUUACUUAAAUCAACUUUCUUCUACAUCCUGAUGCUCUGCAUGAACUUCAGCUGGUUUACUGACCACAUCUACAUGCAAAAAUGGAUAUGAGUUAUGUUAUAUACAAUUUAUAUAGAUAUUUGCGCUAAUGAGCAAUAGUACAGGUGUACCUAAUGAAGUGGCCAGUGAGUGUAUUUGCUUUAAAAUGUAUUUUUGUACUAAACAGACACAAGAUGCUGUUAAGCACAGAUGACUGCAUGAAUUGUACUAAACAAAAUGGAAAAAUAAGUUUUGGUUUCAAACUAAAGGCCAGAAGAUUUUCAUUCAACUCAAAGCUGAUGGUGAAGCAAAGAGGCUGACAUUCCAGUUCAGAGUAACUAGGAACUCAUAACCACACAGUGUGGCGUAAGUGGUGUGAAUUUCUGGAGCACCAUUUCUGAAGCUUAAGUAAAAGUAAUCUUGACUCGUGUAAAACCACAAAGACUUGUGGCUAUUUAAAGGUGAUGAGUCUGUAGUGAUGUCAUCUGCACCUCAUUCAAGUCAUUAAAAGCUACAGUGAAAGCCACAAAUCCUAGGCUUUUAGAAAGCAGUAGUCAGGCUGAAGGAGAAGAUAAGAAAUUAAGGUCUUGUUUCACAAAAUAAUUCACUUUAGACAUCACAAAGUCAAGAUGUAGACUAUCUGAAGGUUGAAUUCCUUGAGUCGGGCACAGCUUUAUCAUCAUUUUGCUUUUGGCUACAGCCUGUGCUUCCAACCUAGAUAUGCAACUGGAAUGCAUGUCAGAGGCCCUCCGGCAGCAAACAUCUUUCACUUCACUGCUAAUGAAUAUUUUCCUCCUGUGUUUGUUCAGGGUGCCACACUGCUCAUACAUCUAAUAGAUCCUUCACACCCAACUAGUCAGCACUGUCAGUCAGCAGACUGUGGGUUUAGCCGGAGACCUGAAAUCCUAACUGUCACGCAAUCAGUCUUCACUAUCUGUGUCCUUUUAUCAGAGUCAGCCGAGGAAGGGCAGUUACAGUUAGAAACAGUUAUGUUAUGUUCCCCACAUGUGAUACAGAUGUUCAGCUGAUAGAAUAUAGGAUUCAAGCGCACACCGAUUAAAGCCGACAAACUCAAAAUAAACAGACGUGGCCGCCUUAAUGCUUUCUUGGACAUGAACACGUCCAACUGAAGAUCUGAGGUUCAGAGGGAAUUAUUGGAAACGUCUGCACAAGCCUGACGGAUUUGACAGGUAAUCCUUUUCAUUGGAUACUUUGUAUGCUAAAACGUGUUAAACCCCUUUGAUCAUAGACAGAUUUUUUUUUUCUGCAUACAAAACAUGUUGACCUGCGUCAGACAUCUGAACUCCCCCAAGUCCCCAUGCCGUAUUUCACUCUGCCACAUGCUGGUCGACACUGGAAAAACACGUACUGAAAUGUUAAAAGUUACUGUUGUAUUUUAUCAGACCAGACAAUCUUUUUUUUUUU